AGCGGAUUUGGGGGGACGUGACUCUUCGCCCUGAGUCCGUCUCUGGCAGGAGUCAAGCAAAGUUUGCCACACUUGCGCCGACCUCAGCACUGCGUCCACCAUGGAAUCAAGGAGCUUCAGAGACUGUCAGGCGUGGAGGGCCGAGGGUCUUCCUCUGUCCACCACCAGCAACGAGGCUUGCAAGCUGUAUGACGCCAUCCUCCACCAGCUGCUGCAAUGGCGCAAUGACGAAACCUUGGGCGGGUUCGAAGGAUGCAUGACCGCCAUCAAGGCCACCGACCCCAACUUUGUUUUGGGCAAUGUGAUCAGCACCGGCCUGGAACUGAUCGGAACAGCGACGUGCGCUCGUAUAAACCCACGUCUGGCGGAGGACGUGAAGCGUACGGUGGCCUUGGCCAAAAGCCAGGACAUCACUCCCAGAGAGAGGCUUCAUGUCGAUGCGAUGGAGCUUUUCUCUCAAGGUAACUUCACCAGAGCCUGUGCCGUGUGGGAAGACAUCCUGGUGGAUCACCCCACUGACCUGCUGGCCCUCAAGUUUGCUCACGACGGCUACUUCUACAUGGGAUCCCAGGUUCCCAUGAGGGACUCUGUGGCGCGAGUGCUGCCUUACUGGAAGCCACACAUGCCUCUGGCAGGCUAUCUGAAUGGGCUUUAUUCCUUCGGCCUCCUGGAGACUCGCCUCUACGACCAGGCGGAGAAAGUGGCGAUGGAGGGCCUGGCUCUGACUCGGGAUGACGCCUGGUCGGUCCACUCGGUUGCGCAUGUUUGUGAGAUGAAAGCUGAAGUGGACAAAGGCUUGAAGUUCAUGGAGAGUCGAGAGAAUGACUGGCAGGGCUCCGACAUCCUGGCCAGUCACAACUACUGGCACUGGGCUCUGUACUUCGUGGAGAAGGGCGACUACGAAGCCGCUCUGCAAAUAUUCGACUCACAAAUUUUCAGACGCUGCAAGAUGACAGGAUCCAUGCUGGACACCGUCGAUGCCUCUUCGCUGCUCUACAGACUGGAGAUGGAGGGUGUCUGCGUGAAGGAUCGGUACCGCGAGCUCUUCCAGGUGACAAAGCCUCACAGCGACGAUCACGUGACCAUCUUCAACGACCUCCACUUCCUCAUGGUGUCCCUCGGCGCCAAGGAGAAGGACAACACCCGUCAUCUGGUGGAGGGUCUGCGGGACUUGGCCAACGACCCGGGCGACAACGAGCAGCAUCAGCUGGCUGGGACUGUGGGUGUGUCCAUGUGCAAGGCCAUGAUGGAGUACGAGGACGGGAACUACAGCGACGCCGUCGACCUGCUGUUCCCCAUGCGCUACAAACUGCUGGGCAUGGGGGGCAGUGACGCGCAGAGAGACGUCUUCAACCUGCUCCUGAUUCACGCCGCCAUGAAGUCGGAGAAUAAGCACCACAAGAAGCUGGGAAGAUGCCUUCUGGUGGAGCGAGACGCCUGGAGGCCCAACUCUCCGAUGACAAGCCGCAUGAUGCAGCGCGCCCUGGCGCUCCACGUGUAGAAGGUGCGACAUGAGGCGUCGCCUGCAGCUGCCUCUGUCCGGAUCAUUUGGCUGAGGCUUCGACAAAGUGAAUCAAAUUCCGCCAAGAAGGCCAUAAGGACCUUCAUCAGGGCGCGAGGAGCCACAAUCAUAACUUGCUUUAUAGGCUGCCCCCUACUGGAUGGGAGUGGAAAACCACCUGAAGAAGGCGACCUCUGAACAAUGUAACUGUUCGCGUAAACUGCACUUAAAUUUCAUGAAGAUUGUAUAUUCUUGGAUUUUAAAUGUGAAUCUUUGACGCCUUACUCUUGUCCUGCGCUAACUGCAACGAUCAUGGCUACAAAUACUGGACAUUCAUAACAAACGCAUGUGUUUUUCAAUAAAUAAAUAUAUUCACUCCGACUCCGAGCAUGA
This is a messenger RNA of Synchiropus splendidus (mandarinfish), 1894 nucleotides long. It is a transcript of the gene ttc38, whose product is annotated as tetratricopeptide repeat domain 38. The coding region runs from base 101 to 1501 and encodes 466 amino acids. Gene Ontology annotation, molecular function: protein binding. The record is from RefSeq and is a predicted model, not a curated record. NCBI's taxonomy places the organism in Eukaryota, Metazoa, Chordata, Actinopteri, Syngnathiformes, Callionymidae. The transcript is spliced from 14 exons.